Molecule: messenger RNA, 584 nt
Organism: Drosophila melanogaster (fruit fly)
Lineage: Eukaryota; Metazoa; Arthropoda; Insecta; Diptera; Drosophilidae
Exons: 1
Coding region: 43-567 (174 amino acids)
Source: RefSeq, marked reviewed
CUAUCACAAACAUAGUUUCCUUCAUUUUCUUUUCAUGUAAACAUGGGAAUAAGCCCACAAUGCUGGCCAAUCAAGAAUAAGACAUUCGUGUUUUUGUGCCGGGGCAUACACGAAAGAAGGUCAAAGAAAAAGACACUUUCAACGUAUUAUACUCUUCCCCAUUACCACAAUCAGGACGAAAACCACAAGUACGCCUUUUUCCAUGUGGAAAACGAUUCUCGAGUUUUCUUCAUUACAAUUGGGAGAAGCCGGCUAAACAAUCUCGAUUGGUUUCUAGUGGAUAAAUGGGGCAAAUUCAUUCGAAAUGGGACAUCAGUCUACGAUUACCACACGGGCUUCGAGUGCGUGUACAAAAGGAUCCAUUUCUUGGAGAGACUGCUUAAAGAAUGCUUGGCUAAGCAAAAUUCCACGCAAAGGAACAGCACGAAUCCCGAGUUGAUGGUUCUACACUUCCCGGAAACGAAGGCACCAACCUACCACAUGGUAUCCAUUGGAGACAAUACGCGGUGCUUGAACUGGGUUAUCUGCCUGCUGGGACUGGUUAUACUUCUCUGCUGCCUGAAAUAAAUCCAUAUGCACAGCAC